Molecule: messenger RNA, 3104 nt
Organism: Fundulus heteroclitus (mummichog)
Lineage: Eukaryota; Metazoa; Chordata; Actinopteri; Cyprinodontiformes; Fundulidae
Gene: klhdc7a
Product: kelch domain containing 7A
Exons: 1
Coding region: 1-2244 (747 amino acids)
Molecular function (GO): protein binding
Source: RefSeq, a predicted model, not a curated record
AUGCCUAUUGCAGACCUUCUGGGAGUCCAGUUCGACAUGCAGCUGCUGUUGAAACUUUCUUUCUCGGUGGCUGCAGUACUGCUGGUUUCUUGGGCCUACAAAUUCUACAGAUCCAAAGAAGAGAGAAAAGCUAAACCUUGUGGCAAAGACGACAGAGGGAAACAAACUACUGCAAGCCAUGGCUACAAGAGGACACAACAGGAUUGUUUUUCUCAAGACAAGGACGAUGAGGCCAAGCAGGACUCAACUACUGAUAAUUUGAAAUCUGACAGCAACGAUGGAAUACUGUUUAAAUCUUCUUUGUACCGAACUGAAAAGAGCAAGGAGGUAUUAAGUUCAUCAAAUGAUGAUGAAAAUAAAUGCGUGGAGAAGGAGAUGCUUCACCAAGAUCAGCCAACUGUUUCCUCCAGUAAUAUUCCAAUUGGAUCUGCUUUGAAGAUCCAUGAGCCAACAGAUGAUGGUAUGACAGCUAUUACUGGACGUCGCUCUCCUUGCUUUUUGAAGCUGGAGGGUGGUGUAGGUGUGGGCAGAGUCUUAAGGCAGGAUUUGGAGCACCAGGGGGUCUACUCCAGUUUCCUCUCUAAGGCAGAGAUCAAAGUAGAAGAUGCCAAACUAGUACUGGAAGGAUCCGGAGACAAUAUUAUGAAUGGAAAAGUUUAUGAUUAUUAUGUUGAGUCGUCCUCUCACUCAAUUACGGAUUCAAAAACGUUGCUUUCCCAGUAUGAGAGGAACUCUGUGUCAAAUAAGGACUAUAGAAAAGAGGACAUCAGUUUCAUCGAAUCUUCUUUAUCUGUAAGUCCUAUUAUUAUGCAUGAUCUGGUUUGUCCACAAAGGACUGUGGUGGAGGAUUUCUUGCAGGGAAGCCUGAGGCACCCUGAAAGGCCUGCGCUCCUACGCAAGGACAGCUAUCUGUCUGCAGCAGAACUGUCUGAACCUUCCAUCCCCUUUCAGGUAUCAAGACACUCAACCCCAGGGAUUCACUCUGGAGCCUCAACAGGCAAUGAGACUAUAUCUCUUCAAAGCUUAACAGACAAAGGACAUAAUGUGAAGCAGGAGAUUGAUCCAGAGACCAUCGCAGGUUAUUCAUUCGUGUAUUUUCCACAGGAAAUUUCCUCUGCCACAGAUCUGGAAACUUUGAAAAGUAAACUGGAUCUCGGUAACUGUUUAGAGAUACUUUAUCUAGCCAAGAAAAAUGGCCACAAGUCUGUUCAGCAGGCAGCGCUAGCAGUCAUGACAGACAACUACCUGCAGGUUCUCCGGGACCCUAACCUUUAUGGACGGUUAAUGGCUGAUGAGCGGGAACACAUUCAGAAGCACAGAAUGAGAGGGAGACGGUUUGUCAUAGUUGCAGAUAUGGACCCUCAAGACUGGUUGAGAAACACAGCCGGGCAGAGCACAAUAUCAGAACAGAAGAGCGUGUCUAGUGCAAUGUACUAUUAUGAUGACUACAACGAUGCCUGGCAUUCUCUCUGCCUGAUCCCACAGGAGGUCAUCUCUAAAGCCUGCGCCAUGUGCACAAUGGAUAACUACUUAUUUGUGGCAGUAGGUUGUCAAUGCAGUGACAGAGAAAUGACACCAUCAAAGAGAGUGUUUUGCUACAAUCCUUUGACAUCCAUUUGGAAAGAGAUCAGUCCUAUGAAUGUAGCCAGGCCCCGCUGCAAACUGGCAGCACUGGAAGGCUACAUCUAUGCCAUCGGAGGGGAGUGUCUCUCCUCUGUGGAGCGCUAUGACCCACGACAGGACAGAUGGACAUUUGUGGCUCCACUUCCUAAUGAUACCUUUGCUGUUGCACAUCAUGUCACUGUCUGCAGUGGAGAGCUCUUUGUUUCUGGGGGUACUCUUAGAUAUAUGCUACUUCGUUACAACCCCAAAACCAACACCUGGAGGCCAAGUCUCAUAGGUAGCAAAGAUAAAUCUAUAGAUAUGGUUUCUGUGGGAAGAUUUCUCUAUCGAUUUGAUAUUAACCCACUGCUGGGAGUCAGUGUGUACCGUUACCAUACUGUGGCACGACUUUGGUAUGAGUGCAGCUCUAUGCGACUGCUGCACUGUCCGGCCUUCCAGUGCAUCGCAGUGGACGGUGUAAUUUACUGUCUCAGCCGACACUUCACCAUGAAAUUUGAGGCCGAUGAGAUCUCUCCUGCUUUUGCAGAUGAGGAGUUGAGUGUACUCUCUAAAGCCAAGGGCUCACUCUUUCCCUUUGUCCUUUCACUACCUGAUAAGAAUCCUCGACAGACAAGCGUGUAAAAAGAAUUUAGAUUUUUGUUGAUAAGAUUUGAUAGUUGCUGAAUACUUCUGCAACAGCAUAGUUUACAUUAGGGUAAUAACUGACAUUGGGAAUUUUACUUUCUUGCAACAAAUGUCAUUAUAAACUUGUAAGUCUUGCAUUCUCAUUUGUUUGAAAUAUUAUGACCAUACCCUCUUCAAAACGCUAAGACACAUUAGUUUCAUAAACAACUUAAUUUUUUUGGGACUGGGUAUUAAACAAAGAUGUGUGAGUUUGUUAUGUCCCACCCUUGGCAGUAGAUAUAAAAGAUUGGACUUUUAAUGGUAGUCGAAUUACUGUUUGCUUAGAUUUACACAGGAAUUGCUGCCAUGUUAAUUGUUUGCUGCUUUGAUUUGCCACUCCUUCCUCCCGUUCUGGUAGUUUUAUGCCAUCCCAGAUGCUUAACCUCAUUACAGUAAAAGGUAAUUCAUAAAGACAAUCAAGAGUAAAUUAGUUAUUUAAAUUCUAACACUCAGAGUUUGUGCAAUAAACUGAUAAUUUACCUCUCUGCUCAUCUGUGUUAGUCAUGAGUAGAACUUAUGCAGUGGUCUGGAUACAAUGCCAUUAUCUAAAGCUGCUCUUUAAAGUAAUGACAGAAUGUAAAUUGGUAUGCCAUGUAAAAUGAAUAGGCCGCUUACAAAACAUUCGUCACAUUUUAAUCUCUCUACCAUUUGGAUUUUUGCAGGUGUUUGUUGUCACUUUAAUCAACCCUUUAUCCUUUUCUCAUGACAAAAAAAAUGUGCUAUCGACUCAUUGAGGAGAAUAAUUUUCUUGUACUAGUCAGAUAUCUUUACCUUGUAAUCUAUUUUCAUAAACCAAAUAAAAAUACAAAUGUAUCUCU